Molecule: messenger RNA, 2094 nt
Organism: Panicum hallii
Lineage: Eukaryota; Viridiplantae; Streptophyta; Magnoliopsida; Poales; Poaceae
Exons: 9
Coding region: 323-1972 (549 amino acids)
Source: RefSeq, a predicted model, not a curated record
UCUCCCGUUCCCACCUCGGGACCGGUCGCGCCAACGCUUUCCCAGUUCCCUACGCCCCGCGUCGCGUGACCACCUGCCCGCGCCCCCCUCCAAUAAGUAGCCGCUGGUCCUCCGCCGCCCGGGCGACGCUUCCCCCAGGCCGAGAACCCUCUCCACCCUCCCGGACUCCUCGACGAGUUCGUCGUCGAGACUCGAGACCCUAUCCUUCCCGGCGGCCGCGCCCGAUCGAGACAGCCCACACGCACACGACGGGCGCGUCCUGUUCUUCUUCCGAGGUUGGUGACCGUGCGAUUUCGCGUGUUGUUUGCAGGGUGGGGGAACGAUGGCGGAGAACCUGGUCUUGGACGGGCUCUUGGAGGUGUUCCCGCAGGUUGACUUCUCGACACUGAUAGAAGUUUCCAUACAAUUUAAGGAUGACAUAGAUUCGGCGGCAGAUUAUGUCAUGCAGAAUGUCCUCCCAAACAUUAUCCCAGAUCCCAGUCUUCCAAACCCAAAUGACGAUUUAUAUAUUCAUGGACAUCAGCUGGCAUUUGAUGACACAAGAACCCAGUUAGGGCUUGAUCCAGAGUUAAAUGAUGCAAAUUCAAAUUCUGUACAUUUUGAUCAGAACGACAAUGAAAAGGCAGAUAAUCUCAUGGCAAAACUAUUGAAGCAACCGUCAACUGGUUUAUGUCCUGAAUUUUUUGACGUUCCAUCAACAUCUGGUCAGAAUUGUGUAUCUGAAGAGUUCAGUGCAGUCUGUCUGCUAGCUGAUCUCCAGCUGCAUGCCUCUUCUGAGAGGAAUCUUGAAAUUUCAGCUUCUGAAGGUGAUAUGUCACUGCAUGAUGAUGGUUCACCUCAUGUGACCCUGCGAUCAAGCUAUUCUGUUAACCUUGAGUCCCUUGAUAAUGUUAUUGCUGAUGAACAUUACAAAAAGAAUGCUUUGAUGUCAAAUGUUGCUGCAAUAAGUGAAAUGCUACAGGAGGUAGAGCUAAAUGAAGAAAAAACAAAACGUGCUAUUUCAGAAGCAAAUCAAGCUGGCAAUGAUAUCCUUGCGAAAGUGGAAGAACUAAAAGAGAUGACAACUCAUGCUAUGGAAGAUAACAACACGGUGGCAGGGGAGAUUUUUGCUGAAAAAUCUAUUCUAGCAACAGAAGCACAGGAGCUUCAAACUCGGUUGUUCAACAUUUCUGAAGAAACCAAAAGCUUUGUGGUGACUAUUGACGAGAUGCACAACACUCUUCAAAGAAGACUUGCUGCUGCGGAAGCAGAAAGUGCAGCUGCUGAGAGGGCAAAACUUGAAAGAGAAGCAUCAGCUCAGAAAAGUCUAAGAGAACAGGAACUCUCGCUUGAAGCUGCAAAGAACCACUCUAAAAGGCUGGAACAACAAGCACAAGAGAAUGCAAAGCUGAGACAGCUACUAACAGACAGAGGCCAUGCUGUGGACGCAUUGCAUGGGGAAAUGAUUGGAAUCUUUGACUGCAUAACACAGCUUAAGCUAAGAGUGGAUAUGCAGCUCCCUGUUGGUGAACAGUGGCAACAUGUUUCAUGGAGCUUGUCUAGCUCCGCUGUUGAUGCACCAGCACAAGUUCCACUGGUCUUGUCUAGCUCGGCUGUUGAUGAACCGCAACAACAAGCUCCAUCGAUCUUGUCUAGCUCGGCUGUUAAUGAACCACUGCAACAAGUUCCGCCAAUCUUGGCUUUUGAUGAAGAUCUGGAUCAAGUUUCAUCAACGUUGUCUAGCUCGUCCUUUAAUGGUAACGGGCCACUACAACUGGUUUCAUCAAGAUUGUCUAGCUCGGCGAGAUCAGCAUCAGACAGAAGUUCGGCAGGAUCAUUAGCAUCCAAGAGUAGCUGGUCGUCUGCUGCAGAAUCGAGUGCAUGUGGUGUUUCUGGGGGCGAUUUCGCUUUGGACGACGGCUGGGAUGUCGUCGAUGAUGAAGAGACCAUGGUGACCCCAGUAAGAGUCAAGAGUACACCUAUGCUGCUCUAGGUUUACUAAUUAACCAGUAUGUGCUGCUCUUUUCAUGAACAAUUUAUUAGCAGUUGUGCCUUGAACCAUAUCUUUAUCGGGAUGCAUACAUUCUUCUAUGAAGUCGAAAUUUGUAAUGUUUA